Diabrotica virgifera virgifera (western corn rootworm) is the source of this 2473-nucleotide messenger RNA. RefSeq names its product serine hydrolase-like protein. Bases 303 to 1208 code for a protein of 301 amino acids. NCBI's taxonomy places the organism in Eukaryota, Metazoa, Arthropoda, Insecta, Coleoptera, Chrysomelidae. The record is from RefSeq and is a predicted model, not a curated record. The transcript has 2 exons.
UUGACAGUGACAGAAAAUUAAACAUCGUUCAUAACAAUAUAACCCAACUUUUUUAAGGAGUAAUAUGUAUAAUCUGUGAUAUUUUGUUGUAAUUUAUAGUUUUGAUUAUUGGUGCAUAUAAAAUAUAUGUGUAAAAUAGGAAUAAGUGACCUUUACACUUUAUUACCACUACCUCAAAUUAUAAACUCCAGUUGAUAGUUGAUGGUACUUAACCCUGAACUAAGAUAAAAAAAUAUCAAUUAAUUCAGCAAAUAAAUUGCUUUGUGAUAUACUAAAAAGUUAGUAUUUUCAAUACUACCAAAAUGACCACGAAUGUGAAGAAAAUUGGAGAAAUUAGUAUACCUGUGCCUUGGGGACAGCUAGCAGCGAAAACAUGGGGCGAAGAAAAAGAUCCUCUCAUACUCUGCUUUCACGGAAUAAUGGACAAUGCUGGAAGCUUUAACAGACUUAUUGCUCAAUUGCCUUCCACGUUCUAUUACGUCUGUAUAGAUUUGCCAGGACACGGAAGAUCAUCAUCCUUUCCUCCUCAUCUACCGCUUCAUACUUUAAAUUUCCUUUUGGUUUAUAAACACGUAACUAGGUACUUUAAGAGAAAGUUUGUGAUCAUGGGUCACAGUUAUGGGGGUCAAUUAGGCUUUUUGUACGCCCAGAUGUACCCCGAGUGUGUCGAGAAACUUAUACUGUUGGAUACAGUGACAAUGUACCCGAUAAAAAGUAAAGACUGUAUGGAUUUUUUAGAUGAAAGAAUAGAUAGUCAUCUUAAAAUCUGUAAUAAAUUGAAUAAUAAAGAAGCACCAGUUUACACGUGGGAGGAAGCUUUGGAAAAGGUACAAAAAGGACGAAAUUACAGCGAAAUAAAGCGGGAAUCUGCCGAAGCUUUAAUAGAAAGGGCCUUAGAGCCACAGGGAGAACUUUACAAGUUUACAUUAGACCAAAGAAUUAAAAACUUUGUGAAUCCUUUAAGAGACCAUAGGUUAGCUAUGGAAGGUAUGAAAGUCAAUCCUGUAAAAUGCCCAAUAUUGAUGGUUUUAGGGAACCAGAAUGGAUUUCAAUUGAAAGUAAUGGAACCUGUUAUAAAGUUUUUGAAGAAGUGGAAAAAUGUUGAAUUUCAUAUGGUAGAAGGCAAUCACGAUGUCCAUAACGAUUAUCCAGAUAGAGUGUCCCCAUUCGUUAACAAAUUUUUAUUAUUACCAAAAGGAAAACUGUAGACGACAGGGUUAUUAUUUUUUCAUACAAUUUUGAUUGUAUAUUGUUAUUUAUACCAUAACGAACUUUCUUGUUCUUUCUCGAAACUCCUUACGCCUCUCAGGGGAGUCGGAGGUUUUAUUCAUCCUCUAUCCAUGUCUUCCAUUUCUUGCGGUCCUUUGCUAACUCUUUUAUUUUUGAAUAUGUUUUUCCUUUUUCCUGUCCUAUUUUUAUAAUCUGUUCGAUUCAUCUAUUCCUUGGCUUCCCUUUCCUUCUUUCACCAUAUCUUUUUAAUUCCAUCACGUUAACAAAUUUUUAUUAUUACCUACCAAUAGGAAAACUGUAGAAGACAGGGUUAUUAUUUUUUCAUACAACUUAGAUUGUAUAUUGUUAUUUAUACCAUAACGAACUUUCUUCUUCUUCUUCUUUCUCGAAACUCCUUACUCCUCUCAGGGCGUCGGAGGUUUUAUUAAUCCUCUAUUCAUAUCUUCCAUUUCUUGCUUUCAUGCUUUCAACGUGUCCAUCGUGGUUGCUUUUAAAGUUCAGGUGUCACAUGAGUAAGGCAAGACUUAUUCUUUAGAUGCCGUGUCCGUAUUCAGACAUUAGUCGUCAUCCUGCUUACAAUUUGCUGAAACACGCUUACAGCGAUGAAAGUUUCUUUCGACCAAUCUAUCUCUUUCUCUCCACUUUAUAUUAUAUUGGGAGGAAGAAGAUGAUAUAUAGGUUCGUCAAAUAUGUAGAUGGCCGAAAUAUUCUGUUGUGCUCCUCUUUAUGAUGUUUAUGAGCUCACGUUCUGAAUUCAUGAUUUUAAGAACAUCUUCAUUGGACGUGUGCAAAACCCACGAUGUUUUUAGGAUCGCACCACAAUUCGAGUGCUGCUAAUUUGUUAAUCAUUGUGGUUCUUAAUGUCCAUGUCUCACAACCAUAUUAUAGGAUAAACCACACUAAAUGAAAUGAACUACCUAUACCUAACUAUAUAAUAAAUAUCAAACUACCAAUUUCUUUUAAAUGUUCAUGUUUUUGGGGUAUUUUAUUUUUUAUAAUAAAUAACGAAACCUGCAAGGUAUUUUAAUUGUUGAUUGUUUUUAUUAACUGCCAAAAUAAUAAAUACAAAUAAUAGUAAUAUUCUUAGUAAAACAAUGGUAUGGUAUUGGUAUUAACUAAUACAAACUAUUAUUUGUUAAUAGGUACAUAAAUGUAUAACUUUUUACAUGUUUUUAUCUUUUUAUAUUAUUACUUAUUAAGUUGAUCUUUGUUGGUAUUUAUUGAGAAUAAAAGUGAAAUGCAA